Molecule: messenger RNA, 816 nt
Organism: Trichophyton rubrum CBS 118892
Lineage: Eukaryota; Fungi; Ascomycota; Eurotiomycetes; Onygenales; Arthrodermataceae
Exons: 2
Coding region: 1-816 (271 amino acids)
Source: RefSeq, a predicted model, not a curated record
AUGAGCACGGCGAAUAUCUCUACCCGGGUGUCGCUGAGAUGGCCACCAGAGCCUGCGUACGAGACCACGGACACGGUUUCGCUUUCGGUGGGCGGAUGGUAUGUCGACCUGCGGAUUCAUCGUGAGUCCGGCAAGGUUGAGUGGGCGAUGGCAGGCCAGAGAGUCGUUGAGAGCGCGUCUCCUUCUAUCGUCGUCUUCACCCACGCCAUUGACUCGCUCCAGCUCUUCGAUACCGCGGAUAUAGGCACCUUCAAGAAGCUCUCCAAUGAAGACGACCUCGAAACCGGCAAGAUGAUCCGUCACGACCUACCGGGAGCCCCGGUCUGUGAAUAUGAGGAGCUCUGGAGGAGUCUUGAUAUCCCUAAGACCGUGCCAAAGGAACAUGGCUAUGCGUGGGUCCUCGAGUCAGAAGAAAUGCUCCCUAACAUCUCAAUGCUCAAGCAGGAGUACGAGAGCGUCAAGGUGGUGAAGACAUUUUUGGGCCGUGUGCCUGGCCAUUACAUUGCUCUGAGACAGACACAGUGGUACCAGGAGAAGCAGGUUGAUGGGAAGACAGUCCUGACGAAAGCCGGAGGAGAGGUUUCUGGACGACGAGAGAUGUGGAAUGCCACCACAGGACAAAACGCUGCUGUCAAGUAUGCGGUUGGAGCAGAGUGUGACAGUCUCCCAUCUCUGGUGGCUGCCGGCGAGACCCUGCAGCUCAACGGCGAGGGUGAAGGGCCCUGGCGUUCACCUGGGCGGGUGGUUAUCGUUGACGGCACGAGGUUCCUCGUCCGGGCUUUUGAAGAACUACCCAUAACAAUCAACGGGGAAUAG